This is a messenger RNA of Postia placenta MAD-698-R-SB12, 3046 nucleotides long. RefSeq lists its product as hypothetical. Lineage: Eukaryota; Fungi; Basidiomycota; Agaricomycetes; Polyporales; Adustoporiaceae. Bases 62 to 3046 code for a protein of 994 amino acids. The transcript is spliced from 16 exons. The record is from RefSeq and is a predicted model, not a curated record.
CACAAGCGAGCGCGAGCCCGUGCCAUUCCUUUUGUCUGCUUUGGGGUCUCCGCUAAUCGCCAUGGACUACGACGCAUACGAUGCCCUGCUUCACCACAUCUUCAAGCAAACCCAGGGAGACGCGUGGUUCAAACCCUCCGCGGAGAACGUCCACGCAGGCGUCUGCUUGCGAGUCGAUUCUGGUCGCUUUCGCGUCUUCCCAUACGAGAACCUGCACCUCGAACCGUUUGAGGCUGCCGUCAGAGCGCUCAACCCCGUCGUCGCUGUCAAGAUCCGCAGCGCUGCCAUUCACGCCGCGCUCUCCACAACUCAGCUGGAUGCAGACGCCAUCUUUGUCGAUGUGGAUACUCGUAUCCAGAUCUUGGAUUCGAUUGCAUUCCUGUCACGUGCAGACAGGGAACAGUGUGCUGCCUUCAUCCGUGACGAGCGCGUCCUCGUGGUCUGGUCUUACUCCCUCGACAACAUCAUCUCAACAUGCCGCGACUUUGACGAGAAGUUGAUUCAGCUCGCCUGGAAGCACCGGUCCGCCUUCACCUCGCUCGCCAGCUCGGCGGUGGCGUCUGCCAAUGCAUCUCACACUAACCUCAACGACUGGUCGAGGCAGCCUGCGAUCAACGAGAAGGAGGUCGCAGCGCUCGCCAAGGAGAAGGAGCUCCAGCCGAAGAGGAAGAGGAGCUGCAGGCUCGGCUACUUUGUGUCGGACAAGAACGACGUGGAGAAGACGGCGCAUGGUCCUUCGCAUCGGCCCGUCCGCCUGUUUGCACCCUUCUACUCUGGCCUUGCUGCGGCACUUUCUACUUUCUUCAUUGCCAGCGGUGUCAGUGUCAUGAUCCAGGAGACCGUGCUUGACGACACCUACACUCGCUUUGUGCUCCUUGCAACCACCCCGCUGCUGUUCUGUGUCUCGCUAUGUCCAUACGAUGUGCAGUUCUUCUCGCUGCAGAUCGUCACUAAUGUUUCCUAUGUACUCGGUCCUGUGGCGCAGUUCCAUGAGAACUCGAAGUACUACUCGGCUAUUCCUCCCGCACCAAAUAAGGACGUCGAUGCGAAUCUGCCACAUAUCACCAUCGAACUCCCGGUGUACAAGGAAAGUCUGAAUGAGGUUAUUGCGCCAUCGGUGUACUCCCUCAAGAAGGCAAUGCAGACAUACGCCCGCCAGGGCGGCACCUCCGCUAUCUUCGUCCACGACGACGGUCUACAGCUUCUUCCCGAAUCGGACCGUGUGGCGCGCAUCGCGUUCUACGCAGACAACAAUAUCGGAUGGGUGGCACGUCCUGCGCACGACAACGCGCCCGAUGGCUUCAAGCGCGCGGGUCGGUUUAAGAAGGCAUCGAACAUGAACUACGGGCUCGCGCUGUCGCUCAAGCUCGAGAAGCACCUCCUAGCACUCGAAGCGGAGGCAGCGUCGCGCGGCGGCGAGGAUGCGCUCACGGAGGACGGCGAGUGUCUGGAGGACAAGGCAAUGAACAAGGCCAUCGAGGAGACCUUCGAGGAGAGUGGGCACCGCUGGCGGCCGUGGGCGCGCAACGGCAGGUCGCUGCGCGUCGGCGAGAUCAUCCUGAUCGUCGACUCGGACACGGUCGUGCCUGAGGACUGCCUGCGCGACGCGGCGCGCGAGCUGUACGAGUCGCCCGAGGUAGCGAUCAUCCAGCACGAGUCGGACGUGAUGCAGGUAGCGCACCACUACUUCGAGAACGGGAUCGCGCACUUCACGCGGCGGAUCAACAAGUGCAUCUCGAUGGGGUGUGCGAAUGGGGAGGUUGCGCCAUUUGUGGGGCACAAUGCGUUCCUGCGGUGGUCUGCGCUACAGGAUGCGGCGUUCGUCGAUGCUGCGGACGGGGUGAGGAAGAUUUGGUCUGAGGCGAAUGUGUCGGAGGACUUUGACAUGGCGCUGCGAUUGCAGCUGAAGGGAUACAUCAUUCGAUGGUCGACGUACUCGGAGGGCGGGUUCAAGGAGGGAGUGUCGCUGACAUGCGAUGACGAGUUGAAUCGAUGGCAGAAGUAUGCUUAUGGCUGCAACGAGCUGAUCUUCAAUCCGCUCAUCCACUGGUGGCGGUUGGGCCCAAUCAACAAGCAGCUGCGGAUCUUCAUCUGGUCUGCCGCACCCGUCCACUACAAAUUCAGCAUGCUUUCGUACAUGUUCUCGUACUAUGGUAUCGCUGCAGCCGCACUACUAGCCACGAUGAACUACUUUCUGUUGGGGUGGGGUGUCACGGCUAAGGGUAUACUGUGCAAUAAUCUAUCUAUCCUGUGCUGUGCCACUCUCAGAGGAGCUGAGAAGCACACGAAUAUCGCCACGGGGACCAAUCACGAAAUGGCCAAUUCGGCUUGCUUGCGCCGGGGAAGCGGCCUGCAUCCAUUUCUAUGUCACGAUGCUGGCACCUGUGCUUCGCUGUCAACAUUUUGUAUGGGUUGGCCGCGCAUCAACGGCGCACGAACGUGGAGGCUCUUCUCCGUUUCUCGCAUCCACUUGCCGGUAAAAACACAUCUCUUGCGUCGGGGUCGCCGCGAGACCGUCCAACGGCACGUCAGAAUGGAAGGGCAGUACGAUAAGAGCUCCGAGUCGGAUGUAUCUGUGUCCAUUUGCAGUAGCUUCCGAGGCGGCAAGUGCGCUUUUUGUCCGCCUAUCGGGGCACGCGCCGUCCGCCCUUUGUUCUUCCGUGCUUCUAGCGCUUCUUCGAGCCGUACCCAUACCCGUUCUCGUUUGGCUAGUUGGAUGCCAUCACCGAAGCACCCCGCAUCGUCACGGCACGACACGCUGAUGACCACAAGAGACGGGAACGAGCUGUCGAAUAACCCGCAGAACGGGCGGCCGGAGACGCAGGAAGAUGUGUGGUCACUGGUGCCGAUGGCGCGUGAUCCGCCAAAGACCUCAAUAAGGGAGAAGCACGAGGAUCCCGAUGCCGGCACCAUCUCCGAUGGGCAGUCGGACCCGGUGCAGUUGAUGGCUAUCGACCUUCCUGUAACGGCAGCACGGCCCUCGCUGAAACUGUCACGGUCGGAAUUGAAGGUGUCCGUUCUUUCACAUAGGCUUCAUCGAGUAUAA